AUGUAAUAAACAACAUCAAUAAGUAAAAGGAUUGCUACUAUAUUUCAUAAUAUAAAGGGAAUUUACAAGGAGGAUCCAUAAGCAUAAGAUGUGGAAGGAUAGAAAGAAUUCUAAGAAUAUGUCGAUUAUUUAUUGGAAAGAGGCAUGAAAAUUAAUAAUUUACGAAUGGCGUAAUUCAAAACAAGAAACAAUUUGCCUUAUUUAGGAUUAAAAACAAUCGAAAAGAUUGAAAGUGAUUCAAUUCUUGUAUCAGUGCCAAGAGAAUUAAUGUUGACCACAAAAAUAGCAUAUUUUUCAGAUAUCCAAGAAAUCUUUGACGCUUAUCCAUAAUUCUUUAGUCAACAUUGCGCAGGAGGGUGGCAAGAUAGAAUUCUUCUCACAUAUCUAUUAUAUCAAUCAUAAUUAGGAAGACAAUCAUAAUGGUAUCACUUAAUAGCUAAUUUACCAAGAGACAUUGAUUACUUAAUAUUUUGGUCUGAUGAGGAGUUAAAACUAUUGAAUGAUGAAAAACUUGUAUUGAAAGCCAAGAGAGAACUGCAAGAUUUCUUAUUGAUCUAAAAGACAUUGACACACAUAUUGGAUUAAUAUCCUUAACAUUUUAAGAAGGAAACAUACAGUCUUGAAAACAUCAAGUGGAUUUUCAUACAUUUGGUUAGUAGAUGUUUUGGAUCCACUUUAGAAUAGGUUGCAUUUGUGCCUUUUUGUGAAAUGUUUAAUCAUGAGAAUACUGAUGUGAGAUACAAAGGUUUAUAUUUGGAAAGCAACGUCAAUAAACCCAAAGAAGACAAAUAAUUGGAUCCUAAUGAAUCAGAUGAUUCAGAUGGAGAUAGUGAUUCAUACGAGUAAGAUGAUUACUAAUACCCAAUUGAAAUUUAAGAGUAAAUCAAAAAUUACAAGUAGAAAACACCAACAUAUAAACUGAUUGAACAAGAAUUAGCAUUGUAUUAAAAUUAAGUGGACUUCCAAAAUCCUGAUGCAAUCGAAAAGUUGAGACUUUAUUAAGAGAAAUGCAAUAACAGAAUUGAUUUAUAAAUCCAAUUUUUGAAGUACAAAAGAUGGUUUUAAGAGAACUUAAAUUUAAGAGACAAUUUUACCAUCAUUUUUGUCUCGAAAAGUCUGGAGUAUAUCCAAGAAUAAAUUAAGUUGUAUGAAACAGAUGUUUUGACUUAUGAUUAAGUGUCAUCUGCUCUAUAAGCUGUUGAAGAGAAAUCAGAACUCUAUUUAUAAAAUGUUAAAGAAUAUGCUCAAGAAAAAUUGAAGUCUAAGAAUUAUUCACUAAAACAAUUUGAAAUUCCAGAAUAACCAUCAGCAAUUGAAAGUGUUGAGGAAAUGUUAUAGAUCGCUAUUCCUGAAAAUAUUAAGCCUUUCGAAGCCAAAGAGGAGUGGAAGGAAGAUUUAUUUGACAAUUUUGUAAUUAAGUGUUCAAGCAAAGAUGAAUUCGAAAAAGGUGCUUAAGCCUAUUUUUCUUAUGGAAAGAUAUCGAAUAGAUCUUUGUUACUUCGAUACGGAUUCACUCUAGAGUACAAUAUUUUCGAUUAUGUGGAAGUGAAAACUUAAUUUAUUCAAUACAUUCCAUUCGCAAGUGAUAUUGCAGCAUACUUUUAGUUGUCUAAGUAUAAGAAGUUCAAGAUUAGAUAUACAAGGAUCAAUGAUGAUCUAUUGAUGUAUUUCAAAAUUCUAAACUGGUAAUAUGAUUAAGGAAUAUCAUAUUUAUUUGAUGACAUUUAUGAUACAGCCAUAAUUGAUUAGGCUUACAAUUUAAUUAAGGCUUAUCAUGAUGAGCACUUUAAGGACACUUUGAAAUCAUAAUCAGAGAAGCUUAGAGAUUCAAAGUUGAAUUAUCAUGAUUAUUUUGCCUUAAUUUAUCAUAUUGAACAAUAAAGAAUAAUUGAAGCAUAGUUGGAGGCAUUGCAGAUGUUGAAAUGUAAGAAUGAGAAAAAGGACUUUGGAGAGUAACAGUUUGAAUGGACUUCAUAUUUGGUUGAGAAAUUCACAAAUUGA
Paramecium tetraurelia is the source of this 2001-nucleotide messenger RNA. RefSeq lists its product as uncharacterized. The transcript has 5 exons. The record is from RefSeq and is a predicted model, not a curated record. NCBI's taxonomy places the organism in Eukaryota, Ciliophora, Oligohymenophorea, Peniculida, Parameciidae. Gene Ontology annotation, molecular function: protein-lysine N-methyltransferase activity. Gene Ontology annotation, cellular component: nucleus. Gene Ontology annotation, biological process: peptidyl-lysine monomethylation.